AUGACUUAUGCCAAUACUAGGCCAGCGCCUCCUCCAGUCGAUGGCUAUAUCAUGCAAGCCCCAACCUCAGAUCGCGAAACAGCAGCGUUACUCAUGUCACCAGAUCUUCUCUCCACUAGUCUACAAUACGCCCAAGAUCUCAUUGCUAAAGGCGAGGAGAAGACCAUCAUGCCCACGUUCUUCAUCCCAGCUAUCAUCACCUCGCCCAUCACAGCAUAUCGCUGGCACUCCCUCAUCUCCAUAGGUGGCGACGACGACUUCUUUUCGUCUGAUCUACCGACUUCGGCUCUUCGAUCUACAUUCGGUAAACUGGACAACCCAACCUUGAUUUUGAUGUCCGAAAAGGAUGAGAUGGUUCCGCCUACAGUGGACACUGAAGCGUUACUAAAGAGAUGGGUCGAAGCGAUUUCAGAGGGUCUAGCGAGUGAGAGAUGUCAGAUCAUCCCAUCUGGCGAUCAUGAGCUCAGUGAGGAAGAGCCAGCUAGACAUUUCGUACAGCUGGUUGUCGAAUUCUUAAAGGAAGUCGAAGCGAAAUCACUUGUAGCGCUCUCAGAACAGUAA
This is a messenger RNA of Alternaria atra, 561 nucleotides long. RefSeq lists its product as uncharacterized. The record is from RefSeq and is a predicted model, not a curated record. The coding region runs from base 1 to 561 and encodes 186 amino acids. The transcript has a single exon. Lineage: Eukaryota; Fungi; Ascomycota; Dothideomycetes; Pleosporales; Pleosporaceae.